UUCUCCACCUUUCGACCGGGAUCCCGACGACGGCGGAGCCUCGCCGGCGGCGAUGAGGAAGCGGCGGUUCACGCAGGUGGCCAGCUCCAGCGACGACGAGGAUGACAAGCCCAAGCGCCAAACCGAUGGCGCCGACGAUCGUAGCAGGAAGAGGAGGGCGAGGGCGCUCAGAGACGAAGAUGAGGACGAUGAGAAGCAGCCGAGCAAAGCUAGAGGCGGUGGAGGCGAUGGGGAGGAUGAGGAAGAGGAGGAGGAGGCCGUGCAGGAGGAUGCCAAGCCGAUUGGUGACCCUGUGAGGGUUUCCGGCAAGGGGAGGAAGAAGAAGAAUCACUACGCAUCGUUUGAGUACGAUGGAAACGUCUUCCAGCUUGAGGAUUCGGUGCUGUUGUCUCCUGAGGAUAAGGGACAGAAACCCUAUGUUGCUAUCAUUAAGGACAUUACUCAAGAUAUUGAUGGCAAUAUGAUGGUUACUGGGCAGUGGUUUUACCGCCCUGAGGAAGCAGAGAAAAAAGGGGGCGGGAGUUGGCAAACUCGAGACACUAGGGAGCUCUUUUAUAGUUUUCAUUUUGAUGAUGUUCCAGCUGAAUCUGUUAUGCACAAAUGUGUUGUUCAUUUUAUUCCUCUACACAAGCAACUGCCACUGCGUUCACAGUUUCCAGGUUUUAUUGUGCAAAGAGUUUAUGAUGCUGUCCAAAAACGGCUCUGGAAGUUAACUGAUAAAGAUUAUGAGGAUACCAAGCAAAAUGAGAUUGAUGUGCUUGUUCAGAAAACACGAGAUCGAAUGGGAGAGCUUCCUGAUAUUGAGACAACAGAGGAGACUUCUGCCCAGCAGGAUGAGCAGCCAAGCUUGAAGAGUAAAUGGAAUCUCAGGAGGAAAAGUAUCCAUCCUAUUGAUGUUUCCCGGGAUGAUAUAAGCACAAAAUCUGAUCAAUCACUGAAAGCAGAAACACCUGGGAGCUGUACCAGCGAUGUUUCAGAGUAUCAUGCAAUUUUAGCUAAGCGGAAAGCAUUAACUGGUGAUCCUUAUCGUGAUAAAUGGUUAGAGAAGCUUCUGCAAGGAAUUAAGCUAGUAUGCAACUCAAAGGAUGAUGCAGGGGUAGUUGAUAGGCAAAAGAGUGAUGGAGAUCAUGGCAAACCAAAAGUAACCAGCAAUGAUGGUGUAGUGCCCUCUGUGCCUGGUGGGACACCUAAAAUCAGUGCUUUGGAUGCUGAAAGCCUGCCUGAUGCUGCCAUUGAAGCAGUGACCACACUGGAGAAAGUUUCAUAUGAAGCUCUUGGUUCUGAUUUUCAGAAGUAUAAUCAGAAAAUGCGCAAGUUAGAUUUUAAUCUCAAGAAUAAUGCGUUACUGGCUAGACGCUUACUGAAUAAAGAGUUGGAACCGUCUGUUAUUAUCAAUAUGUCGCCCAAUGAACUAAAGGAUGGUUUAACUGCACAGGAGAAAGCAACCAAGGAGCCUGAAAAGUCAGACCAAAUGCAGAUGACUGAUGCCCGGUGUUCAAGAUGUAUGGAAAAGAAAGUAGGUGUUGCUGACAUUAUACAGGCUGGAGGACUUGGUGAUCGUUAUCAGCUGGAGUGCAUUGCAUGCGGACACACAUGGUAUGCAUCUCGAGAUGCUAUCUCUUCAUUAACAAUAGAUACCCCCACUGUUGUUGGAAAUGUGGGUACUGCACCAUGGGCCACUGCCAAAUUUGAGAAUGUAGCGAAAAAGCUGGUGAGUCCCCGGGAAUCACAGAAGCCAGGGGCCGACUAUUUUCACAAGUCAACCACAGCAUACAUGCCUGUUUUGGAAACUCAAAAAUCAUUUAACAGACCAAAGAAUGAAUCAAAACCCCCAGCAGCAGAUGAUGCACAAUGAUCAAGGAUGAAUUUCGACUGUUGCACAGUCAAGUGAUGUUCUGGUCCAGAUGCUUUCCAUUUUUGUUGAUGAAUGCUUUAAAGGAUAGAUGACAAGGCUGGUCACCUUCAAAUGGUAUAUCUGUCUUUCAAUUCAAUAUAUUUUUGUGCAUUGCUAAAUAGAAGUCGAUAACAUCUCAGUUCGAUUUUCAGUUGUAAAUUCUGUAAGUUAGCUCAGAGAUUUUACAACACUUAAUGGAUUAUAAGUUUUAGCGAUAACACAAUUGGAUUGAUUUCAUAAAUAAGUGUAGUUUUAUGUCAAUGUAGAAAAAACCGGUUUUUCUAAUUUGGUCGGACAUUUAUAUUUUAUCA
Messenger RNA from Dioscorea cayenensis subsp. rotundata (Guinea yam), 2205 nucleotides. RefSeq lists its product as uncharacterized. Gene Ontology annotation, molecular function: chromatin binding. Bases 53 to 1855 code for a protein of 600 amino acids. The transcript has 10 exons. The record is from RefSeq and is a predicted model, not a curated record. Gene Ontology annotation, biological process: DNA-templated transcription. Lineage: Eukaryota; Viridiplantae; Streptophyta; Magnoliopsida; Dioscoreales; Dioscoreaceae.